This is a messenger RNA of Pediculus humanus corporis (human body louse), 1764 nucleotides long. Its product is annotated as coiled-coil domain-containing protein, putative. The transcript is spliced from 2 exons. Lineage: Eukaryota; Metazoa; Arthropoda; Insecta; Psocodea; Pediculidae. The record is from RefSeq and is a predicted model, not a curated record. Bases 1 to 1764 code for a protein of 587 amino acids.
AUGGCGAAUUUUGAAAAUUUGUUACCCUCGAAAGAAAACUGGUUGAGAAAAUGCGUGAAAGAAUCCAAAGCGUUUUCGACGUCGAGAAAAACGAACAAAGUCAAAAUAAUACAGAAAAUAUUGAGGAAUCGAUACCAGGAGAGGAGCGUGUACUAUUUCACGACGGGUAGAAAACUCGACGAGAAAUUAUUGGAAGAACAAAAGCAAGUCGACAAAUCCCCGUUUUACUUUCUCAAAGAUCCCGGCGAUUUUUCCUACAGGACGAAACAGAAAGAGGAACACGCGAGAGACAGGGAAAAAGCGAAACAAUACGCUUAUUACAACAGGCCGAGCUACCAUUCGAGAUUGAGCGAAGGAAAACUCGAAAGACUUUACGUUCCCGAUGACUACGAAUUGCCCGGAAGUUCGAUCACGGACACCGUCGACCCCGAAUUUUUCACAAUCGUUUCCGGUAAACCCAUACGGGAAAAAUUCGACAUCAGAAAUUAUUUGCAAGAUUUGCAAUCGCUUUUUCUCAUCAAUUUACAAAUCGGUUACAAGAGAGACGAAACUUUGCUCAUCGAAGAACAAUUCAGACAGGAAAAAAGUCAAUUGGAAGACAUAAAAAAAAAAUUUCAAUUUUAUUCCGAGUGUUACGAUAAAUUCUUGGGCGAAGACCAUUCCUCGAGUUUGAAAUUGUUGAAAUUGGCCGACAACGAAAUUAAAAAAUCCAAAGUCAAAAGGGAAAAAAUAAAAACAUUGCACCGGGAUUGCGGAUGGUACAGAACCAAAAUCCUCAUUUUGGACGAACAGUGGAGAAUAGCGAGAAUUUCCCCGCUUUGGUGGAGGAACAAAUACGAUUUUCUAUACAGGGAAAAAUCGAGCGGAGCCAUCAACCGUUCGGAAACGUCACUUUUCGAAAAGCAAAACGCGGCUCAACUCACGGCCGCCCCGUCCAUAAUAACGAUAAUCGAUCAAUUCAUCGACGAAGUUUCCAACGCACAACCCCCCCAACUGUAUUUCACGGAUCCCAACGAACUCCUCGAGAUUUUUUACGAACUCGAAAGAAACAAUUUGCUCGCUUUGUUGCAAUGCGAAGAACUCACACAACCCGCGGAACAAAUGAGGACCGGACUCGAGAGAGCGCGAGAACUUUUCGUGCAAGAAGUCGACGUCAUACGAGAUCAAUUGAAAUACCUGGAAGACGAAGUCGUGUACCAGGAAACUCGGAGUCGUUAUUUCGAACAAAAAGCCAAAGAAAUCACUGGGGGGUUUUUCAAAGAAUUGGUCGCGGAUAAAUCCAUUCUCAACCUUUACGUGAACGUCGAAGAUUGUUUCGAAUCGUGCGUCGCUCCCAACGACAGCAAUUUGACUCUCCUGAUGAUGAUGAAAGGAAUCGAAAACGAACAGGAGUCUCUCAUGGUCGCUUUGGACAAACUACCCAACGAAAUCGUGCUCAAAGCCUUGCAAACUUGCUACCGGGAAGAUGCCAAAAUAAUGAAAGAAGCUCAGGACGCCACGAAAAUGAUUAUUCAAAUCGAAAAUCUCAUGAACACGUUGAGAAAAUCUCUCGAACCCGGGGAAAAAGUUAAAAAAGGAAGAAAACUCAUUUGGAGAUCCGAACCCAUGACCGAAAAAAUGGAAAGGCAACUCCAGAAAAAUCAAUUGACCAAAGAAGAAUUGGAAUAUUUGUAUUUUUUCACGGAUUUUUGCGCGGCGACGGACGACGCGGAAACGGGGAAAGCGUUGUGCGCUCAGAAACAAAUUAAUAUGAACGUGUCAUAG